This is a messenger RNA of Centruroides sculpturatus (bark scorpion), 943 nucleotides long. RefSeq lists its product as uncharacterized. The transcript is spliced from 8 exons. Gene Ontology annotation, cellular component: membrane. The record is from RefSeq and is a predicted model, not a curated record. Bases 264 to 836 code for a protein of 190 amino acids. NCBI's taxonomy places the organism in Eukaryota, Metazoa, Arthropoda, Arachnida, Scorpiones, Buthidae.
UUUCAUCCAUGAUGGCCGGGCUUGAUUUUACGUAAUGGACGAAAGUCGAUACAACUAUACGAUGCACAACGUUCUAAAUUCCGCACAAUGACUAAGAAUAAUGCCUACUAUACUAAGGAAAAGGAACUACUAUAUAUCCUUUUAUUACGAAAUCCCGGAAGAAUUUUGAUAUUUCUGAAUACGGAACUGAAUACGUAUAUUUCCUUAUAUUGCAUGAUUUAUAAAAAUUAUAAAUAUAAAAAUCCGAGUGAUUUAAGAAAGUUAUGGAGAUAGAAGUAGAAAAGUCAGAAAUAAAUAAUACAAAGAAUCAAAUUUUUAUUACUAAUUUUGAUUAUUUAAAAUCCUCUUAUGGAAUAUGUAAAGUAUUGCAAUUGAUAUUAAAUAUCAUAUGCCUUAUUUUAUUGAGUUACCAAGGCACGACACACAGGUUUUCAUAUCAUUUCCAUACAGUGGGAAGAUAUAAAGCUGGAAAAUAUUAUUCCAAUUUUUACUAUGAAGAUUUAAGCGAAGAUUUUUUUCUUACAAUGAUAUCAUUCUCUCUACUUUUUAUCACAAUACUCAUUUAUGUAUCUUGUAUUAUAUCACUCGAAACUUCCAUCACUCUUCCGAGAACAGUUUUCUAUUUUGCAUAUCACAUAUUUGGAUUUUUGUUUUAUUUUAUCGGCGGUCUUAUUGUUCUUAUACAAGAAACUACAUUUAAUAAGAGAAGUUCAAUUAUUGUUGCUGCUGUAAUUGCUUUUAUCAACUCUUUCCUUUAUGGAUACAAUGUUAUUUUGGCUUAUAAAUCGAAAUACGGAUGGAUCAACAUAUUUAGCAAGAAUCCGUUGCCAAACUGAAUAUUAUUUUUAUCACUACUUUAACAAAGUUCUGAAGAUUAUGUAUUUUAGUAUUAACUUUCUUAAUAAAACUGGCUAUCGAAAUUUUCUUAAAUAUAUCAAGUGUU